Bubalus bubalis (water buffalo) is the source of this 9680-nucleotide messenger RNA. It is a transcript of the gene GPR158, whose product is annotated as G protein-coupled receptor 158. Gene Ontology annotation, molecular function: G protein-coupled receptor activity. Bases 3084 to 6698 code for a protein of 1204 amino acids. The transcript is spliced from 11 exons. Gene Ontology annotation, biological process: G protein-coupled receptor signaling pathway. Gene Ontology annotation, cellular component: membrane. The record is from RefSeq and is a predicted model, not a curated record. Lineage: Eukaryota; Metazoa; Chordata; Mammalia; Artiodactyla; Bovidae.
GGCCAUAGCACCUUAUUGUGAGUGAACUUAGGUUUUCUACAUCAUUCUAGACCAUAAUGUGCUAUCUUCCAGAGCCUGUAUUCUGUGGUAGCCUCUGGCCACACGUGGUUAUCGAGCACUUGAAAUGUAGCUAGUAUGAAGUGCCAUAGGCUGAGAGUGUAAAAUAUACAUUGUAUUCUGAGGAUUUAGUACAAAAAUGUAGACUACCUCAUUAAUAACUGCUAUAUUGUUUACUUAUUGAAAUGAAAUUUGGAUAUACUGGACUAAACAAAAUAUAUUAUUACAUUUUAUUUCACCUUUUUCUUUUAAAAUGUGCUAUGGGAACAUUUAAGAUGAUAUAUGUUGAUUUUUGACAAGCAUUAUAUUUCUAUUGGAUGGUGCUAUUCUAAACCUAACUAGUUCACCUCUGUUGUUUGGCAAUGUAGAUGGAAAGUGAUCCCCUAAAGGUUAUGACAAAAUUGCAGGCACCUCUCAUAGCUUGCUCCAAUCUUGUUAGACAUGCACUAAGAGAAGGACUAGCACUUCUGGAGAGGGGCUCAGGUGCAAUUUUGGUACUCUCUCAAUGUCCAAGCAUGAGGCUCACAUACAGCUUAUGUUCCAAGACACAGAAACUUUGCUAGUUGCCAUAUAUAUAUUGCUUAAAAUAAUACUGGGAUCAGAACCCAGGUCUUUCAAUUACACCAAGUCACUGAAUUACUUAUAGAGGGACUUAUUAAUAAAAGUAUACCUUCCUUUUCAAAUGUAAUACUAGCAAAUUUUAAAUAACUGUUAAUAAAUUACAUAGGUUUUAUAAAAAAUCAAUUAAUGAGGAAAUGACACUUCAGUCUUCAAAUAGAAAAUCAUAUUGUAUAUUCUAAUAAAUUAAACAAACAGAAAAUCAUAUUAUUAUUGCCAUGCACCCUAUAUCAGAGGAUUAGGCUGGAUGACCUUUAUUUAGCAAAGGAGUAUGCUUCAUAUCAAAACAAGUCAGAUAUGAACAUGAACUCUACUUGUGAAUAAACAUAAAUCUAAUAACCAUUCUCUGCAAAGCUAUAAAAGCUCUCUUGGAGACCCAACACUGCAGUUUCAAAAACUGGUUGCUAUGUCUUAUUCCAAAAGCCAUCACCAGUGACACAUCAGGCACACAUCUCUUCUUAGAGAAGGAGACAGAUUUAAAAAUAAUUAGCUUCCUCAUAAUGAUCUUAUGAUUCAUUCAGUAGUUUACCAAUUAGCACCAGGCAUUCUAGGUGGUCAAGAUACUACAGUGACCAAUGAAGGCAAACUUUUGCUCUUUGGAGCUUAAAUUUUCAUCCUUCGCUAUUUUCUCAAUAAGGAGAAUGAAAUGAUAAAGCAAGUCUAAGCCAUGCUAUCUUAGAAUGCCAUAGGUGGCUUUUUUAAAAGUUGGGAAUUGAAAUGAUUUUGAGACUUUCUAUCUUGUGUCUUUCUUGGGAAAUUUGAAAAUGGAGGUGUAUAUGGAAGAUGGAGGUGCAGAAGACACUAAAUAUCCAGUACUAAAUAGUAUUUUUGAAUGAAAAUGUCAGAAGACCCAGUUAAAGCUUCAAGUAAAACAAUUCGACUGUGUAAGGGAAUUUCCAAUCUUUUUUUUUUGGAGUCCUAGCAUAGUUAUUCUGCUCUUCUUUCUUUAGCUGGGACAUCCCAAUCUAUGGUGAAUCAGAUGUCUUAGUUCUUGCCUUCAUUAAUUUCGGGAACUCCAGUCAGAAUGGCUCUCCUUCCCACUCACCACAGACUGACUCAUCCUCAUUCUCUCACAGUCUGCGUCCUGCCCCUAUCCUCGCCCUUUGGCACAUUCUCUGUUUACAUUUCCACAGGUUCCCUUUCAUCCCUUUCAAGCAAGCGUUCUUUAGAUGGCAUUUUUUCCCUUAAAGUUCAGCCAGUAGAUGUCUCCAUUACUCCCUUACAGCCAAGACCUUGGCAAGUAGGGUUUAAUAAUUUCUUUAACCGACAACAAGGAGGAGGAUUUGAUCAUUUGCCUAAAAUGAGCAGAUGCUUGGGAGGACACAUCUUCAUCCUACAUCCCUCCCUCCGAUAUAUGUCACAAAUGAAAACUACUUUUUCCCUCUUUUCCAGGCAAAAGAAAAGACUGAUUUAACGAAGCAUGCAAGACGCCAACACCCUCCUCCUCAGUACAUCCAAGUUUCCUUCUCUCUGAGCCACCCAAGCUCUGCUUCUCCCUUUACCCCAGGCCACCCACCCCCAACCCUUCACGCUCUCGAGUCAUCAGGGAACGCGAGUGGGUGAAAGGACUGCUGCAUCCCGCGCCGCUGCCUCCUCCGUGCCGCCUCGGGUUCAGCACUGGACAGCUCCCGCCCCAGCCGAACAAAUGGUACUCAGCUGAUUGACAGAGGAGCCGACCAAACAGAGAACAAGACGAAUUGAAGCCACCCUACAAGGGCUGGUUGCGGCCAAGCUGCCUCUUUAAACUGGCUUUCUUCCCGAGAGCAGGGAGAGGCAGGAGUGUGGUUUGUGGCCAAACCUAAAGACUCCAAUUAACCAGCUGCCUAACCCUCUUGGCUCUGGAGAGACAAACGUCUUAAAAGAAACCCUCGCUCUCUGGGACUCGCCCCUGCGCUCGCUGUGCCGGUCUGUGCGCGCGCGCUCCGCGUCUCCGGGCGAAGCGAACGAGGAGGAGCCAGAGCCAGGAGGCGGGAACGACCUGCCACGGGUGAGAUGAUGGAGCAGCGUCUUCGGUGGUGGCGGCGGCGGCAGCAGCAGCAGCUCUUGAACACACCUCAAUGAGAGCGGCGGUGGAAGGAAAGACGUAAGCAGGCUAACUAUAGCUGCCGGCUGCAAAAGGGAUGUAACCUGUUCGGUUCAAGGCUGCGAGGUGCGUAAUCCUGAGCCGACCCAUUGUGGAGCGGGAGCAGCCGGCGUUGCCACAGGUGAUUUGAUUUCCUGUGACGGUAGCUUAGUCAGCCGGGCAUAUUUCGGAACAUCCCUAUUUUAAAGUCCUUUUGGACUGGAUGCCUGCUGGAGAAGGGGGAAGACCCCUAGCAAAAGUCUUACUGCUGACAGACUGACGACUACAAUUUAAAAAGUGACUCCUCCCGUUACCUCCUCUCCUCUCUGCGAGGCAGAUAGGAGUCAUGGCUUACCCCUUCCUCUUCUGCCUUCUGCUUGUUCAUUUCGGAUUGGGAGCUAUUGGCGCCAGCCGCGAAGCUCCAAGUCGGCCGGAUUCCCCUCGAGAGAGGACCCUGAGGACGAAGCAGCACGCCCAGCAGCCGGCUCGAGCCUCUGCCUCAGACCCCUCUGCUCCCUGGAGCCGCUCCACCGACGGCACCAUCUUGGCGCAGAAACUCGCCGAGGAGGUGCCCAUGGACGUGGCCUCUUACCUCUACACCGGGGACUCCCACAAGCUGAAGCGAGCCAACUGCUCCAGCCGCUACGAGUUGGCGGGCCUGCCGGGGAAGUCGCCUGCCCUAGCCAGUUCCCAUCCCUCAUUGCACGGGGCGCUGGACACGCUAACACACGCCACCAACUUCCUCAACAUGAUGCUGCAGAGCAAUAAGUCGCGGGAGCAGAACUUGCAGGACGACUUGGAGUGGUACCAAGCGCUGGUGCGGAGCCUCCUAGAGGGUGAACCCAGCAUCUCCCGGGCGGCCAUCACCUUCAGCACCGAGUCGCUGUCCGCACCCGCCCCGCAGGUCUUCCUCCAGGCCACGCGUGAGGAGAGUCGCAUCCUGCUCCAGGACCUGUCCUCCUCAGCACACCACCUGGCCAACGCCACGCUGGAGACCGAGUGGUUCCACGGCCUCCGGCGCAAGUGGAGGACUCACUUACACCGUCGCGGCUCCAAUCAGGGGCCACGGGGCCUGGGCCAUAGCUGGCGGCGCAGGGACGGGCUGAGCGGGGACAAGAGCCAUGUCAAGUGGUCUCCGCCUUAUCUGGAGUGCGAGAAUGGCAGUUACAAGCCUGGGUGGUUGGUCACUCUCUCCGCUGCUUUCUACGGGUUGCAGCCUAACCUGGUCCCGGAAUUCAGGGGUGUCAUGAAAGUAGACAUAAAUCUUCAGAAGGUGGACAUUGACCAAUGUUCAAGUGAUGGCUGGUUUUCAGGAACUCACAAAUGUCACCUUAAUAAUUCAGAGUGUAUGCCGAUUAAAGGCCUAGGAUUCGUGCUUGGAGCUUAUCAGUGUAUUUGCAAAGCAGGAUUCUAUCAUCCUCGAGACUUCUCAUUCAACAACUUUCAGAGAAGGGGUCCGGAUCACCAUUUUGUAGAAAGUGCCAAGGAUGUGUCAGAAGAAGCCCACGUCUGCCUGCCAUGCAGCGAGGGCUGCCCCUACUGUGCUGACGAUAGCCCCUGCUUUGUCCAGGAAGAUAAGUACUUGCGACUGGCUAUCAUCUCCUUCCAAGCCCUGUGUAUGCUGCUGGACUUCGUGAGCAUGCUGGUGGUCUACCGCUUUCGCAAAGCCAAGAGCAUCAGGGCAUCGGGCCUUAUCCUGUUGGAAACGAUCCUUUUUGGGUCUCUGCUUCUAUACUUUCCAGUUGUUAUUUUGUACUUUGAGCCAAGCACAUUUCGCUGUAUUCUCCUAAGAUGGGUCCGCCUUCUCGGUUUUGCUACUGUUUAUGGAACUGUCACUCUCAAGCUUCACAGGGUUUUGAAGGUGUUUCUUUCACGAACAGCCCAGAGGAUUCCAUACAUGACUGGUGGACGUGUCAUGAGGAUGCUGGCGGUAAUACUCCUGGUAGUGUUCUGGUUUCUCGUUGGCUGGACAUCAUCUGUUUGCCAGAAUUUGGAGAGGCAGAUUUCACUCAUUGGCCAAGGGCGAACGUCAGAUCACCUCAUCUUCAGUAUGUGCCUCGUCGAGCGCUGGGAUUACAUGACAGCAGCCGCUGAAUUUUUAUUCCUCCUGUGGGGUGUUUAUCUCUGCUAUGCAGUGCGGACGGUCCCUUCAGCAUUUCAUGAGCCGCGCUAUAUGGCCGUUGCAGUUCAUAAUGAGCUCAUUAUCUCCGCUAUAUUCCAUACAAUUAGAUUUGUUCUUGCCUCAAGACUUCAGUCUGAUUGGAUGUUGAUGCUGUAUUUUGCACAUACUCAUUUGACUGUGACAGUCACCAUUGGGUUGCUUUUGAUUCCAAAGUUUUCACAUUCAAGCAAUAACCCACGAGAUGACAUUGCAACAGAAGCAUACGAAGAUGAGCUAGACAUGGGCCGAUCUGGAUCCUACCUGAACAGCAGUAUCAAUUCAGCCUGGAGUGAGCACAGCUUGGAUCCAGAAGACAUUCGGGAUGAGCUGAAGAAACUCUACGCCCAGUUGGAAAUCUAUAAGAGGAAGAAGAUGAUCACGAAUAAUCCCCACCUUCAGAAAAAGCGGUGCUCCAAGAAGGGCUUAGGCCGUUCCAUCAUGAGGCGAAUCACUGAAAUCCCAGAGACGGUCAGCCGGCAGUGCUCCAAGGAGGACAAGGAUGCUGGGGAGCACGGCUCGGCUAAGGGGUCCAGCGCAGGAAGGAAGAACCCCCAGGAGGCUGCGGGUGGCUCUGGGAAGCCCAAGGAGGAGUCCCUGCGGAGCCGGGUCUUCUCGCUCAAGAAAUCGCACAGCACCUAUGAGCAUGUGCGGGAGCAACCAGGCGGCCCUGGCAGCCCGCCCGCCCAGAGCCGGGAGGAGGAGGAGGCUACAGACAACUCUGUGCUGGGGUCUCCGGUGGGAGCGAACCGACCCCGACCCCUGCAAGAGGACAGCCAAGCCGUGUCCACUGAGUCCGUGCCUCUGGUGUGUAAGUCAGCCAGCGCCCACAACCUCAGCUCGGAGAAGAAGCCCGGGCCCACCCGCACGUCAGUAUUACAGAAGUCCCUCAGCGUCAUCGCCAGUGCCAAGGAGAAAACACUUGGAUUGGCCGGGAAAACCCAGGCAGCCUGCGUGGAGGAGCGGGCCAAAGCCCAGAAAGCUCUGCCCAGAGAGAAAGAGACAAAUAGAAAAUACUCCAAUUCAGAUAAUGCAGAGACUCAAGACUCUGCCCCUGCAAACUCCAGUCAUUCCGAGGAGCCAAGAAAACCCCAGAAAUUGGGGAUUAUGAAGCAACAAAGGGCCAACCCCACCACCGCCAAUUCAGACCUGAGCCCAGGCGCCACCCAGAUGAAGGACAACUUUGACAUUGGGGAAGUGUGCCCCUGGGAGAUCUAUGACCUAGCCCCCGGGCCUGGGCCUUUGGAAUCGAAAGUUCAAAAGCACGUAUCGAUUGCAGCUUCUGAAAUGGAGAAAAACCCAACAUUUUCCUUAAAGGAGAAAUCUCAUCCCAAGCCUAAGGCCGCUGACCUGUGUCAGCAGUCCAAUCCGAAGAGCGUAGACAAGGCCGAGGUGUGUCCUUGGGAGAGCCAAGGUCAGUCCCUCUUUGAAGAGGAGAAGUAUUUGAUGUCCAAGACUCAGGUUCCCCUGGGAAGAGCUCAAGGUGAGAACAGUGGCCAGCAUUGUGCAACCGGUGUGUGUGCUGGGCAGUGUGAAGAACUGCCUCCCAAAGCUGUAGCAUCAAAAGUGGAGAAUGAAAACCUCAACCAACUAGGAGACCAGGAGAAAAAGACAUCUUCCUCUGAGCGAAACGUGCCUGACUCCCAUAACUCAAGUAAUAACUUUCAGCCACCUUUAAUGUCACGAGCUGAGGUGUGUCCCUGGGAGUUUGUGACCCCAGAUAAACCAAAUGCUGAAAGAAGUGUAGCUUUCCCUGCCUCUUCUGCUUUAAGUGCAAAUAAGAUAGCAGGGCCUCGAAAGUAAGAGAUCUGGGGUCCUUUUAAAGUGUAGCAUCCCCAGAAAGAAAAGGAGAAGGAAGAAAUGCUGAAUUUGAUAUAAGACAGAAGAUACAAGGAUCAGAACUACCCAUGGAGUAUUGGUCAGUCGGGGGAAAUGGGAAAGAAAGGGAUGGAAGAGGGUGUAGGGAGACUGGCUUCAGUGAAGAAGUUAGACUGGCCAGGAAGGUCUUUCCCCAGGGCACACUGGGAAAAUCCUUAUACUUUAGCGUGUUCGGGGGAAGUAGACCUCAAUGUCUGCCCCUGAUCAAUACGUAUCCUUGGGACUUGGAAGAUCCCAAGCAAGGCAAACCAGAAGACACAGAAGAGGUACAAGAUUUUCAAAGAAGAAGAAGGUAUCAAUGUCUAUGCCCCAAAUUCUAAGUAGCUGACUAAAAAGAACUUACUUUACCUAUUUAACCUUGAUAGCACUGCUAACUUAAUGCAUCCAAAAAUCCCUUUUAUAUUAAUGAUGGCUCUCAUUUUCUUAUCAAUGUCUGUUUCAGUACCUUGUUGUGUCUCAUAUUCAAGCAUUCCAGAUUGUAUAAUUUUUGCAAAUAACUUUGAUAUUAUGUGACACAACACAUUUAUGCAAUCAGCCGCUACUCAAUUGUUAUUGCAACUUAACAGAAAUACCCUCUAUCUAUCAACUUUAGUUGAUUCUUGAAGUACAGUAAGCUUUCUUUGGCUUGGGAAGCCAUAAUUGUUAUGAUAAAAAAACCUUUUAGUUUGGGCUGUGAUUUAUAUAUAUUGUGAAUUCGGAUUUGACUCUAUGAUUUCACAUCAUGGUUUGUUAUACUGUCUUCAUCAGGGUCUUUUUUUAAAUCCAAGUUGAGUGAGUUGUUUUGCACUUUUCCUGUGAGGACGCAGAAGCUUUAUUAAUAUUGGAGAUCAAGUGGUCCUUCUUAGUCACACGUCUCAAUAAGUUAAGGACAACUUAUCUAUUGUUUGUUCAAAGUCAGAGAUAGAUAAUGCCUUCAUUCCAAUUAAUUGUCCCUCUUAACAGUAUUUCAUACUUAGCAGCAUUUCGUAAGGAAGGAAGAAGCUAAGAGUGAGAAAAAUAUACUGUGCAUUAUUAUUACCAAUGGAAAGGGAAGCCUCUAGGAAUGACAAGAGAAUUCCUGGACUGCAGAGCCAGGGAAUUUGCCUUGAAAACAAAGAAAGGGAGCUCCCGUUAGCACUUUCAAGGGAUUAUAUUUUUAAAGAGAGAAAAUUAUUAUAGCAUCCAGAUCAUAAUAUGGAUAUAUUUUUAUUAUGCAUACUAAAUAUAUAAUAUUUUAAAUUACCUUAAACUACUUAUUCUCAUAAAACUCUUAUUCAUUACUUCAGGCAGGGGUAGAACUUGCUGGCUCGAAUCCCAAAGAAGUUUAUAACCAGAGCUACUCAAAGCCUAUGAGGCAGUGUGGGUUCUUCAUUCUUCCAAGCCCUGGAAAACUUCCAAGUCCUGCAAAUGGCCUAGGUGAGCUACCAGGCUCAACAUUUCAUAUGUCAGGUUUAUUUGCAAGAUGAAACAGCCCCCACGCCCUAAAGCGUACUUUAUAAAAUGCAUUGCAUUCCACACUGAUCACCUGGCAUGGAAAUCCGAAGCUGCUGAUUUAGCCCUACUGGUGUGAUCAUGCAAAGAGGUUCCAUCGCAAAGCUCAGUCUCAUUUUCUUUUAAGAUGAAUCACUUGAAAAUAGAACCCUGACUUCCUUUCUCUUACACUUAACACUAAAGUACCAUGGCUUGUUUGGUUAGGACAUUCACAGCCUAAGGAACUGUUUUUUCAUUUUUCUGAGCAGCAAGGAGAAACAUGCUAGGGGGAUAGAAGAUGAGAAAAAGGAAUCCAAAAGUGGAUACAGGGCUGUUCUUAGGAGUACUACACUCAGUGGAAGAAGAAAACCAGAAAUUCUUAUUCACCAUCAGAAUUUUCUCAGUGAUUUGUCUUCAGGGUUAACAGGCAUUUCCCCAUUUUGCAAAGCUGUGCAUAGAUCUUCCUCACCCAUUUGCUUGCUUCAUGCAUUACUCAGGAUGGUGGGGUAGGUUUGAAGAGAUAUAGAAAUUCUAUUUGUUCGUGCUUUCUUCAUGCAUUUCCUUCUCCCCUCCCUUUUCAAUCAAAGCCUAUCGACUGGGUGACCUUGGAAUAUGACUUCAAGGUACCAAGUUGUGAAUUUGGUUCAAAGCAUCCAGACCCAUCUACUUUUUUCAUUUAUGUCCAAGAUCUGUUAGCACUUUAUUGACUUUUUCAGAAAUAAGCAGUCAGGCAUCGGUGACUUUUCAUUGCACUUCAGGAUGACCCUGCUAGAGAUGUGGCCUAAAGAAGGCUUGCCAGGUUCUACCUUAGUACAGCCCAUAGAUUCUCCUCCACCAGCAUCAAUCAACGAGAGCACCUGGGGCAUUCCCCUAGCCUUUCAUUGCUAUCACUUAUGACCAAGAGAAGCUUAAACCUGCAACCCUUAAGGUUAUUUUCCCAGACUGAUAACAGUAAGCAAGUGAAGAAACUCUAUGAAGUUCACAAACAUUUGCUAGGUUGUCCUUCUCAGUGCAUGUUCAGGCUGCAUCCUGUCCUUGUUUUUAAGCCAGGGUUUAUAAAUAAGUAGAUUUAUACCAAUCUUAAUAGAACUGUAUAUUUUAUGCAAGAGUUCAACGCUUUACGACUUGAAUUAUAACCCAGCCCAUUGUAAACUUUGGUGGCCAUAUGGAUUUGACACUUGACAGUUCUCUUGUAUUUGCUUCCUAGGUUUCUGCAUGCAAGUGAUGACAGGUAGGACUGAAAAAACACUGCCUUUUGACUUCUAGCAUUUAGCAACCCAGAGUUGUAGAGUCAAUAAAGCUGUCAGUCUCUUCACUUAAUCUGUGGUUCUUCUGAAACUAUUAUCUGCAACCUGCAGCAUCUCAUCAUAAAAUAUUUGGUAAAUUUAUGUUGUGAUGUGUUACAGCAUGUAAAUACUUAUAACUUCUCUGCAAUAAAACAUAUUUAUAUGAAAGCAA